UUUGGAUUUGCCUCCUGUGCGACAACAAUGCUGCGGGACAGCGGCCUGUCCAAGCACAAUGCCAUGGCCAAUCGUAGGACUGAUGCUGGAGAGGCUGUCGAGGCCAAGCGCCCUGCCAAACGGGUGAAAGUCGAAGAGGCAGAGGCGCCAGACGCUGCGGAACUCGCUCCUGUCGACUCUGCACAGCACAAGACCACCGAUCUCGAAACAGCUCUCCCUCCGAUCGACACCGACAAGGACGCCAUCUUGGCCUACGAAGCCACUCGUGCUGCCGAUUGCUCCGAAUCACAAAACGACCAGCCAAAGUGGAUCCCCGGACAGCGCUCCAUCUACGUCGACGCCUUCAACCUCGCCCUGGACACGGUUCUCGAAGAUGAGAGCCAUCUCUUCGAUGCCGCUGAGAAGAAGGUCUUUGACAUGUGGCGUGGCUUGGAUUACGAGGCUCAAUAUCUUUACGUCCGCUUGUUUCUACGCAAGACUUCUGCCUGGCAUCGCGUCAAUCGCCUCGGCUACCACAGCGACAUCUCCGACCUCCCCAAGGCCGUUGAGACACUACAGAUCCCUUGCGACCUUCCAUCGCCCACCGUAGAGUCACUGCCUGUUCCUCGCGACUUUGACCAGCCAGAAGAUGCCCGACUUGGUCACUCCUUCACCUUUGCCGAUCGAUCGGAAGACUACAUUACCACUCUCGAAGAAGCCUCUUCGCUUCUCCUUCUUGACGAACUCAAAACGCUCGCCAAAGACGCAAAAGUACAAGGCAAGACCAAAAGAGAGUUGCUGAACGCCCUGAGAAAGGCAAGUGGGAAACAAGCUGGCCUGGGUUGGUCCUCGCUCAAGCGAUCCGAUACGGAAGAAUCUAUCAUAUCUAUGCCGGAUGAUGAUAGUCGAGAGGGCACUCCACUACAGAACCGCGACACACAUUUUCUCGAAAAGAUCAUGGCAGAGACCGGGCCCUGCGUCCGCCUGUCUGAUCCUGCACGUAGAUUGUUUGAACGUGUUCAUCUUGUUUUCUAUCGCUCCACUAUGUGGACUGAGAAGUCCCUGACGACUAUUAUCCUUGCAAAGAUUUCUCGUCUCAACUUCCCAGAAUACCUCGUGUGUCGAUCAGCCAACAUAUUUGCGUCCAGACCCAUGUUGCUUGAGUUCGAAGCAUCAUUACGGAUACAAUUUUAUCUUGACGGUGUUCUAGAGUUCAACGGUACCCCGAGCAAGGAGAAUCUGGACAUCAUCCUUAACCUCUGCGACCAUAUUCUUCCACGGUGGAAUGAGCUGCUGCAAGAGGAACAACAGAAGGAAGACAGCAUAUACAUGACUGGCGAGGGCGCGUAUCUGCGACGUUUGUCGCCUGCAUGGGUCUAUACCCGCAUCAUCCAUAAAGGUGCAUAUGUUAUGGGUAAGUUCAAGGACCACAAACGUGAGUACGAAACUCUAGAGGCUCUACUCAAACAGAAGCUCUUCCACACCUCCAGGCGAGGCGAUUGGUAUCAGCGAAAAGCUCUGUUAGAAGAACAUUACAUGCAUGCUUUGAGACCAACUCAUGGUCGUGGGGAGGAGGCCCAGAAGAAGCACUGGAAGCGAAUCUCCUUGCAAACCUGCGAGGAGGGUCUCCAAGAUCGGCUUGUGCACCUGAUGUAUCAUCAUGACUUACAGAAGCGAGUCAUGAAACUGGAGAAAGCACUUCGCGUGCCGAUGCGGGAGCAGCACGACUUUAGCCAUGUUCGCUUGGCAAAACCUGUAGAACGUUUCUUCCACGGCACUCGAAUACAGCGGCCUGAACAACCAAAUGAGACGAGAAGGGGAGGCAAGACUAUCUGGAUUGAUCCUGGAGAAAACGAGAAUGAAGGCGAAUGCUCGGUGGAAGCGAUGUGUCUGUCGCAAUACCGUGCUCUCGGUUACAAAGGAUACCAUGCCGAAGGUGGUAUUGUACGGACACUUUUCGCUUACCUCUUCUUCGAUGUCCUCUUUGUGUACAUCCCAGAUGUAUUCCAGACGCCUUACCAGACAUGUCCUUUGGAUCUGCACACAGACGCCUUUUACCCAUCUCGCAUAUCGGAGAUCAACCAACGCCUGAACGAGAUUAACAACGGAGAGGCCCAGAAUCUUAUACAAAAAGUGUGGGAUGACCAUCAUGAGAAGAACACAUGCGUUGUGGGGUUGAGCUGGUCUUACGAGUUAGAGGAUCUCCUUUCCAUCGCCAAAUGCUUCCCUCCUGCCGCCCUUAGUACCGUGUGUAAAGUCAUGGCACAAGAGUAUGGACAAAGAGGAGGUGGCGUACCUGACCUCUUUCUGUGGAGGGAGGAUUCUAGCGUAGAGGGUGGAGAGGUCAUGUUCGCUGAAGUGAAAAGUGAAAACGAUCGCUUGAGCGAUACACAACGCUUGUGGAUUGAUGUACUUACUGGUGCGGGUGUCACGGUAGAGCUGUGUAACGCUGUGGCUAAAGAAGUAAAAGUAGUUGGUUAGCUAGAACCUCAUGACUUGGACGAAUUUCACGAGCAUACGGAGACGGCGGAUUGCACGACAGAUCUUUCCUUCUUUCAUGGUGCUGCCAAUAAACUCAACCAACUUCAUGGAAUCUCCACUUGCCAAC
This is a messenger RNA of Aureobasidium subglaciale EXF-2481, 2587 nucleotides long. RefSeq lists its product as uncharacterized. Gene Ontology annotation, cellular component: nucleus. NCBI's taxonomy places the organism in Eukaryota, Fungi, Ascomycota, Dothideomycetes, Dothideales, Saccotheciaceae. The transcript has a single exon. Gene Ontology annotation, molecular function: 5'-flap endonuclease activity; flap-structured DNA binding; 5'-3' exonuclease activity. The record is from RefSeq and is a predicted model, not a curated record. The coding region runs from base 28 to 2460 and encodes 810 amino acids. Gene Ontology annotation, biological process: interstrand cross-link repair.